Poecilia latipinna (sailfin molly) is the source of this 6640-nucleotide messenger RNA. Its product is annotated as kazrin-like. NCBI's taxonomy places the organism in Eukaryota, Metazoa, Chordata, Actinopteri, Cyprinodontiformes, Poeciliidae. The transcript is spliced from 8 exons. The record is from RefSeq and is a predicted model, not a curated record. Bases 101 to 1219 code for a protein of 372 amino acids.
GCUUAUUGUUGUUGUGUGUGUUUGCACAGAUCCGUCGCCUCAACACAAGCAGAAACCCCCAACCACGGACCUCUGCUACAAGACUGAAAUCAGCAGCCUCAUGGACUUCAACUCUCCUGAUGCGUCAUUGGACAAAGUCCUGCUGCGCGAAGAGGUGGCCCAGCUCCAGGAGGAGGUGCACCUGCUGCGGCAGAUGAAGGACAUGUUGAGCAAGGACCUGGAGGAGACCCAGGGAGGCUGCUCGGCUGACGUCCUGUCCGCCACGGAGCUGCGAGUGCAGCUGGCCCAGAAGGAGGAGGAGCUGGAUCGGGCCAAGGAGGCUUUACAAGCCAUGAAGUCGGACCGCAAACGUCUCAAGGCGGAGAAGGCCGACCUGGUGAACCAGAUGCAGCAGCUUUAUGCCACACUAGAGAGCCGGGAGGAGCAGCUUCGGGACUUCAUACGCAACUACGAGCAGCACAGGAAAGAGAGCGAGGACGCAGUAAAGGCUCUGGCCAAGGAGAAAGACCUCCUGGAGAGGGAGAAGUGGGAUCUGAGACGGCAGACCAAGGAGGCCACGGAGCACACGGGCAUGCUGCGCUCCCAGCUCGACCUCAAGGAGAACCGCAUCAAGGAGCUGGAGGCUGAACUCGCCAUGAUGAGUAACUGUGUCAAUCAGAGAACGGAGUUCCGGGUGUUUGAGCGGCUUGUGGACAGGGACUACUCUCCUAGGGUCACGGCGGCCAAACAGUCACUAGCCACGCUGACAAAGGAUGUGCCCAAGCGUCACUCAUUGGCCAUGCCCACGGAGGCGGUCGUCAAUGGCAACAACCAGGAGUGGGUGAUGCAGGCGGAUCUUCCCCUGACUGCCGCCAUCAGGCAAAGUCAGCAGACCCUCUACGUCCACACGGGCCAUCCCACUGACAGACAAGUGGCUGCGGUGCGAGUGAGCCCCAUCCACUCGCGUCAGCCCUCCAUCAUCUCUGACGCCUCUGCAGUGGAGGGAGAUCGGUCGUCGACGCCCAGCGACAUAAACUCGCCUCGUCACCGGACUCACUCCCUCUGCAAUUCCCUAGAAGAUCUGGAGGAGGCGAAGCGUAAGAAGAAGAAAGAGAAGAUGGGGCUGGGCUCGCUGUCGCGUGUCUUUGCCCGGGGAAAGCAACGCAAGUCUCUGGACCCCGGUUUGUUUGAUGGUACUUCCACACCCGAUUAUUACAUAGAAGAGGAUGCAGACUGGUAAAAAGCACAGCUCUCUGAGUGAACCCACCUGUGGACCACGUUGCAUUUAAUGUGUGAGAGGACGGAUGUCGGAGUGUAUAGAUAUAAUAUAAUACAUGCGCCUGUUUAGCCCCACAACAAGGGGGAUAAUUGUACAUGUUCGUGUGUGUGUGUGUGUGCGUGCGUGUUGGUGUGCACGUGCGUGGUUAGGCCAACGGUCAGAGGCCGAGUCAGGAGCCAGAGGCGCGUCUUGCUUUGCCGAAGUGUAUCUCUUAUUGAACACAUUGCACCUGUACGUAUGUACACUUCUGUAAAUAGAAAAACACAGCAACAAUGUGGACUUGCUCUGUCAAAGCUGUGUUCCUGGAUCUUCUUCUUGACUUUUUGUUUUCAAAAAGCUGGAAACUUGAAGGACUGCUGUAUCUGUAAAUAACAACGGUUGUUGUUCACUCUGUGCUUGUAAAUGUCUCCAUGUUCCGAUUAACUUUUGUUCAUUUUGACAUGAAUUCCCCUCACAACUCAAAGCCCCUUUGUUUUGUUUUGUUUUUUUUGUCCUGCCUGGUCCUCCCCUCCCUUUUCACACAGCCAUGAUGAGAACAGUUUCCUGUAGGCAACAUGCAGACUCCUCAGUUCCAACAACAAUUCGAUUAUCAUUUAUCGCAUUCCUCAGAAAACGAAAACUCAACAGGGGCUCUAACUGGUUGCAAAAGAGCCGCUGAGCACGGGGUCAGCUUUCUACGCUGAACCGUUUGUUCAAUAAUAAUGAUGAAGCCAAACAGGAAAUGCAAAAAAAAAAAAAAAAAAAAAAAAGAUUUCUAUCUGCUAAGAUAGAACGUACAGUGCCUUGCCAAGGUAUUCAUUUUUUUGUUUUCUCCACGUUUUUGCAAAAUAACUAAUUAUCUAAUUCCAUCCAAUUGAUGCUCUGGUUGUAUAUCUGUUCUAUAUCGAUAGCAGAUUUUUACUCCAGGAUUGCUCCAUCCAUGUUUCUGUCAACUCUAACCAGCUUCCCACCAAUCAUGAUGCUGCUGCCAAAGUGUUUUACCAUGUUGGGCCAAAACGUUACAUUCUGUUUUCACCUGACCAGAGAUCACGCUAACUGAGAGCUUGCAAAAUGGCAUCGGUCACGGACCGGCUAAUUAUUUGACAUCACAUGAGGCUGAGGCAACAGUGUUGUAAAAUGAGAAGAAAUACUGCCCCUUACAGGAGAAGGUUCCCAAUAUUUUUCACAAUUUGUGGCGGAAAUUUUGAAACAAACUUAACAGUUAUGCACUAGAAUGACAAAAUGAUCCAUUGAUUAUGCGUGAAUUUCUGUGAUUAAUGUAAUUUAGCAUCUGGAGUCUAGAUGGCCACAUAAAAAGCUAUGGUGGGCCAGAUUUGUCCCCCGAGCAUCAAGUUUGACACAUGUGCUUUCGUAGGUAUUAAUGGCUCGUUUAACAUUGCUUUGUGACGAGCUAAAAUUUUAAAAGGUAUUUUUUUUUUUUAAUCCAACUCGGAUUUAAUCUGCAGCACAACUUUAACCUUGAUGUGUCUGCAGUGACCCUUGAUCUCUAUGGUGUUGCUUGUUCACUAGUGUCCUCAGACGUCCUUGAUAGAUCAGCUUGGCUUAUUCUAAGAGACUGUGUGUGUAUAAAUCAGGUAACCGGUAAUCGCUAGACGGUUUCAUCGGCGUUUAUGGGGUAACGGAGUAAAGAGAGCUAAAUGGUUUCUACAUCAUUCAGAUUUUUUUUAGAUCAACCAUGAAUGCCUCCACGGUUAUGGUUUGCUCUUGUGUCAGUCCGUCACAUAAAAUCCAUUGAAGUUUGUGGCUGUGAUGUGACAAAAUAUCCAAACGUUCGAGGGAUACUUAUGCAAGACAAUGCACACACCUGAACAUGGAACAUGCAUGCAAAUAGCCUCAGACCCCCAAAGCAUGCUGAGAGGGUUGUGUUGCAUAUGUUGUCAAGAAGGCACUUUAAAAAAAAAAAAAAAAAAGAGAGGCCAGUUACUGAUUUCAUGAUGUUUAUUCGUGGUUUUGUCAGAUUCAAAUGCAUCCUUUUUUUUUUUUUUUAAGCUCGGCUCUUUAAUUUUCUUUGAUUACUCUGUUGUGGUUUAGCAAUUUAGCCAUAUUCUGCAUCUCCAAGGCAACAUUUCCAAGUGGGAAUCAAUUUGGAAAUUUCAAGAUCAGCAAAGCUGUCAAGAAACCAACACUAUUUUAAAUCAUUCAUAGUUUUUCCUCCCAUUUUCUUUUAACUUGAUCUCGCCGCUGCUCGCAGCUAUCAUUAUGCUAAUACUCCGAAAAGCUGCUGGGGUUGGAUUAUGUUUCUAAAAUUAGACGCUAGAUAUAAAACCGAUGGUCAAGACUUUUGCUAGACCGCUGGAAUCAAAGUUGUUUUUAAUUAAUAACUGGAACUGCAAUUAAAAGAAGCGUACAUUAAACAAAAGACUCCAACGCUGAUGAGUGCCACCUCGGAAGGUUAGAAAUCAGGUCUUAAGCAUACUAAUCAAGUAAAAGCAUUGCUUUCCAGGUGACCCCCUGAGCUCCAUAGACAGUUUUUGUUUUACGCUUCUUCUGGGAAAAAAAAAAAAAAAAGCAAUUAGCUCUGUGUUAAAGGUUAAUAACAUUUCUUCAAGCCAAAGAAUGUCCAGAGACACAGGAUUCUUUUCAUCCUGGAUCAAAUUGGAGUCUGCACUGCCCCCACUGGAAAUCUCUUCUCUCCCUGACAUUAAAUUAUCACUGGGUUUUCUUUAGCUGUACCAAAAACCACCCCAAAACAGUGCAAGAAGGCACUGGAGCUAUUUUUUUAACCAGACUUUACGAGAAAAGAGGAUCUUUGGAAAAAGUAUUUGCUGCCAGACUUUUUUUUUUUUUUUUUUAACAUGGUCACAGUUCAAUGUUUCAGAUCAUCAAACUAAUUUUGAUACAAGACACGACAACCUGAGUAAAUAUAAAAUGCAGUUUCAAAUUAUGAUUUUAAUUCGUUAAGCUAUCCAAAGCAUCCUGCCCUUGCGUGAAAAAAUAAUUGCCCUCUAAAACCAGCUACUAAUUGUUCCACCCUUGCCAGCAACAACUUCCAUCAGCUAUUUAUGAUAAUUGGCAAUGAGUCUUUUACAUCACUGUGGAGGAAUUUAGCCCACUUUUCUUUGCACCAGUAUGUAAAUCAGCCUCACUGGAGGGUUUUAAAUAGCCUACUCUAAGUCAUUACCGAAGCCUUUAGUUCAGAUUUAAUUCCAAACUUUGACUUGAAGAUCUUUUUUUUUUUUUUUUCUAUGAUUCAGAGGCGGAUUAGCUAGUGUGCUAGAGUUGAGUCAUGGAGCCUUGUGAAGCUUCAUAACUCGAGCACGCUUGAGUUUUAAGACAAGAACAUAUGGCUGGACAUUCUCACCUGCUUGAUUAUCUGAAACAUUUAGGAAAUUCAAAGAUAAAUCAUCGCAUAUUCAGCUGUAUUUAUAGGAACAACUCAACCAGUUAAGGUGUUCAUUAUCAAAUAGUAUAUAGGAAAAAUACAGGCUACUUUUUAUGUUUUCAUUUAACCAGUUUUUACCUGCUGACUGGGGGGGGGGGAAACUACAUAUCAAAUGCAGCAUUGUAUGAUUUCAUAUUCUGAGCCACGGGGUGUGUUUUUAUUCUUCCACAGAUAUUUUACUUUUUUGUAAAAAUGAGAUAGCAUUACAGAAAUGAGAUGAAUAUUAUUGUUAUUAUUAUUAUUGAAGAGUUUUAUUUAAAGUCAGAGAUGUAGGCCUCAGUGUGGAACUGAGAUAUUUAGAAGUAGAUAGUAGCAACUUUCUAAGGCAUGGCAACGACGUUACGCUAAAAAAAGAAAACAAACAAUAAAAAAAUAAAUAUUAUUUUAAAAUAAAAUAAGGGAUAAUGAUUUCUAUGUGGCUGUCCUCUCUUUUCCUGUGUUUGUGUUAUGUGUUUUUUUGUUGUUACUUCUGUCCCGUUUUUAACGUGGGGUUGCUGCAGUGUGCAGCCUUCAAAUGGCCUUUUUUUCCUCUGUUCCCCUCUCUGAUUUCUUCAUUCCCAGCUAAUUUUCCCCCCACCCUACAUUUCUCAAAAAGCUGCAUUAGUUUUGUCAAAACAAAAGGGAUAAGGGAAGAUAAGGCCAUGUCAGAUCUCAUGUGUGAGCGCAUGGUGUCAAUAAUGGUGUGUACCAACGUGACCACUAACCUGUAACUCUGACCCCUUCCUGUCAAACUCCCAUCCUACUCUCAACACAGUGGAGCGACCCAAGAAGCAACCAGUCACAUUCAAAGAGUUUGGAGGAAAGACGAUUUCUUGUUGCUUCAACAAAGCGUUGCACUGGGUUGCAAACUGUGUUGGCAGAUACCUUCUAACUUUCAAACAACGUCACACUCUGACCCGACUUGGCACUUCUUCAAGUUGAAGUGUAGAGGUUUUUUUGUUUUGUUUUGUUUUGCUUUAUAGAAAGAAGAUGUAACGGUGUGAAACAGAAAGUGAGUGCCGAAACAGGCUUUUGAGAGCAACAGUAAGUUUCAUGACAUAUAUUGGCAAGUCACUUUAUUAGCCACAUCUUGGUAAAUUCUUUUUUUUUUUUGUUUGUUUAAGAACUUGGGCUCAAAAAAUAUGUCAAAUCUAGCAAAAUUGGUAAAAAAAAAAAAGAAUGAAAAAAAAUAUUUGUAGUGUUGGUUUAUGUCAGAUUAAUUUCCAAUUUUGCUGCUGCAGUUUUUAAAAAAAUAUUAUUGAAUGCAUGAGUGGAGGUCACUGAAGGUCAGUCAGGACACAUUACCCAGAUCAAACAAAAGCGGUGUCCAUGGUUUUGUGCAUAGUUUGUUUUGGUUUGGUCAAAAAAAUAUUGUUUAUGCCACUAUCAUUAUAGAGACUCUGCAGUAUAGAUCAGUUUUUGUUUGACUUUAUAUCCAUGAUGAUAUUCUCAUAUUCCACCAUCAUCCCAAAAGUUCUCAAAAUCUAUUACUGAAAAAAACAAAUGCAGACUUGGAUUUGUCAUGUUGUUAUGCCAGACAGACAUGCAGAACAACAAAUAUUUUCUAAUAGAGUAGGCUGUAUUCUGUUGCAGGCUUUAGUUUAUUUAAACUGACAUGGUGUUAAUAUCUCACCUAUAGUUGAUUUAUUUCAGAAGAUUUUAUAUUUGCACCCUAUUUCCAUCGAUAAAGAUUUUCAUCCCCAUCUGGGUCGGGUGACUCUUCUAAAAUAUGACUGAUUGUGUUCAAACCUCCCUAUCAAACCAAGUUAACAGAAUGUGGUAGAGGAGUUUUCAGUCAGCAUAUUUUAUCUGUAUUUUUUGUUGUUGUGAUACUAGGAGCCUUUAUUUAUCGUAACGUGAGAGGAAAGCAGGCAGACAGAGAAAAGGGAAAACGUUCAGAAAAUGUUGUGGGGCCAUGGAGUCGGAACCUGCACGACUGUGCUGAGGAGUAAUUGCCUCUAAAUGUUUCAUGAUGUCUACCAUUUAAGCACAGGCUGUGACCACAAUUAGAUUUUUUAUUU